Linum trigynum is the source of this 2913-nucleotide messenger RNA. The record is from the annotation of a GenBank genome assembly. Lineage: Eukaryota; Viridiplantae; Streptophyta; Magnoliopsida; Malpighiales; Linaceae.
GAGAUGUAUUCGUGUUUUAGAGUCUGAGAUUCAGAGUGUCAUUCUUUCUUGCAUUACCUUCACAUUCACAAUGAAAAAGCAGCACCAUUUUUCUACAUUCUAUCAGACAGCAAUCAAAGACAGGUAAAAUAAGCAACCAAACCAACAACACACUACUGAAUCAAUCAAUAAUGUUGCUUGUAAGAUGGCACAACAAAUUCCUCUGCUUGGACCAACCAUAGACGUCGCUUGGACUCUCAUGCAACUGGUUUAAAGCAAAGGAAUGGGAAUUGGAAUUCAUUCACAUUAUUGUUGUCGGCUACAAGACUGAUUAACACAAUGAUUAGCGUUUAUCUCAAGUUCAUUAAGUCACGCUAAGCUAUUGCACCAAAUCCUAGUUCCCACUUUUCAUAAUCAGCUGCCACCGCGGAUUAGGAACCAUUUUCAACUCAGCAGCUAUUUACGCUAUCCAACUCCAGCAAGCAAACAUUUGACUGCUACUGCAGUGACUCAUUGCCCAUCCUUAGGAAGAACAGCUAGCUCAUUGGACGGCUAACAAAUUGCAAGAAUUGAGGGUAAAGCUUCACAACCAAGAUUGAAAUUGAAUUGCUGAAGCAAGCAAACCUGGUUGAAAGCCACUGUUCCAUUGGUGCGGGUGCGGGUUCGGAUUCGAUCAGAUUUCUUAGCUUUACUCACCUUAAAAUAACCCCCAAAAGAUAAGGGGAAAAAGGUUGGCACUUUCAUGUGUAAGUUGUGAUCAAUCGACGUAUUUUCCCACAUCCUACGUUCUCUCAUUCUACAGGGUAGUAAAAAUUUACUUUCUUUCGCCUCGGUUACACUAGAUCAACUUGAUCACCAGAGUUUUAAGCAGAAACAGAAUACGAAUUAGAAUGAUACUAACUCCAGUUCGGAUUGAUUAUGACGAAAAGAACAAUACUGCCUUGGCUUCUCAAAAGAUUGUAGCUCUUAAAUCCCGAUUCUUAGAUUCCAGAUACUAAGAACUAAGAAGUUCAAUUUCAUUAAUGAGCAUGGGCUAGUUUCAGUUAAAGGCUAUCAAAGCAGUUACAGAACCCACAACCUGACUUUAGUGCCUAACGAUUUUCCCCUCCACUUGCCAGAAAGUACCUUUGCUGAAAGGCAUAAAGCCCACCACUGCCCUAGGCUGCUCGUCACCUUUUCUGUUUUUACCAGUUGAUAAUGCCUGGGUAGUUAGCAGCACAUAGCGUGUUCUGCCUGUAAACUGAAGGGAUGGGUGGGCAGAAAACAAACAAAACAAGGGACGUUCUUCCCUUUCACAAUAAUGCCCCAAAACCCUCCCAUAAGCUUCCUCGAAGAAACCAACCUACCUAUCUCAAACAAGCCACAGACCUAACUUCCCCAUUUAAGGACUUAGCUUGUAUAUCCAUUUCUCAAUAUCCCAUCAUUGUUUCGUUCCCAUCCCAAUUCUCUAUUAUUCUAGUUUGUUGAUGCCCAUAAGGAACCUGUAACUUCCUCAUUCAUGAUUCUCCCCCUCUCUUCAACACUUCCAUUCCUAACAUCGAUCAUUUGUUGUCCUAUAUAAACUCCAACCUUGGAGGAGUUUCUCAGAACAACAUUCACUCAUACAAUUACCAAGUCACAUUCGAAGACGAAACACCGAGAAGAACAAAAAAAUGGGGUUCGAGAAAUCUCUGUUGGUUGCUCUGUCCUUGUUGGCUCUGGUCCUCGGCGUGGCAAACUGUUUCGACUAUCACGAGCACGAGCUUGCAUCCGAGGAGAGCUUGUGGGAUCUGUACGAGAGGUGGAGGAGCCAUCACACCGUCUCCACGAGCCUCGACGACAAGCACAAGCGGUUCAAUGUGUUCAAGCAGAAUGUCAUGCACGUUCACGAGACCAACAAGAUGGACAAGCCUUACAAGCUGAAGCUGAACAAGUUCUCCGACAUGACGAGCCACGAGUUCAAGAACGCUUAUGCCAACUCCAAGGUUCACCACCACGUCAUGUUCCGGGGAGCACCGCGUGGGAACGGGACGUUCAUGUACGAGAACGUCAGGAGGGUGCCGCCGUCUGUUGAUUGGAGGAAGAAAGGUGCCGUCACACCUGUCAAGGAUCAAGGCCAGUGUGGUAGUUGCUGGGCAUUUUCAACUGUGGUAGCAGUGGAAGGGAUCAACUAUAUCAAGACAAAGAAGCUUGUGUCUUUGUCUGAGCAGGAAUUGGUCGACUGCGACACAACAGAGAACCAAGGAUGCAAUGGAGGGUUGAUGGAGUACGCAUUUGAAUUCAUCAAGGAAACCGGUGGGCUUACUACAGAAGACAAGUAUCCUUACCAUGCUGCAGAUGGUAGCUGUGAUUCUGUUAAGGAGGAUGCACCAGUUGUGUCGAUUGACGGACACGAGAACGUCCCAAAGAACAACGAAGAUGCACUGCUGAAAGCCGUUGCAAACCAGCCUGUAUCUGUAGCCAUUGAUGCUGGGAGCUCAGAUUUCCAAUUCUACUCAGAGGGUGUGUUCACUGGAAGCUGUGGAACAGAGCUGAACCACGGAGUUGCAGCUGUAGGGUACGGAAUCACCGUCGAUGGAACCAAGUACUGGAUCGUGAAGAACUCGUGGGGCGCUGAAUGGGGCGAGAAAGGCUUCAUCAGGAUGCAGAGAGGCAUCUCAGACAAGACAGGGCUUUGUGGCAUAGCAAUGGAGGCUUCAUAUCCCGUCAAAACCUCCUCCAACCCAACCCCCCAUUCUUCUUCUUCUCUCAGAGAUGAACUCUAAAUUCACUAUUACACACCCACACAAAACAUGGAGCGAGAGAGAGAUAUAGAUUUCUCAUCCUGGUUUCAGCUUUUCCAUUCUCAAUUUUAGCACUUGCUUCUUCUUCUUACUACAUGUAUCAGUAACUUAAAACCUCAGCAGUUCUACUUGUAAUGAAUAAUAACAAUAACAAUAUACGAAUUAAUGAAAA